AUGUCAAACAAUUUCGAAAUCUCCACCACCAUCUCGGACGCAAUCUCAUCCGUCAACUACUCACCAUCGGCGUCCACAACCCUCCUAGUAUCAUCAUGGGACCAAACCUUAAGAUUGAUAGAUACGCAUGCCGGAACAAGCGGUCGUGAGCUAGUACAGAUCGAUAGUUCGGCGCCAAUACUAGACGCGUGUUUUGCUGGUCAGGACGGAACGAAAGCUGUUGCUGGUGGAUUGGAUCAGGGUGUUAAAUACUUCGACCUCUCCCGAUCCACCCAAACCGCAACUUUAAGCACACACUCCUCCGCCGUAAAGUCCGUCGCAUACAAUGACGACCUCUCAACCAUAAUCUCCGGCUCCUGGGAUCGUUCUCUACACCUCCACGAUGCUCGCACCUCGUCCCAAACCUCGUCCCAUACUCUCCCUCACAAAAUAUUCAGCUUAUCGACAAUAACGAACAAGCUAGUAGUUGCUAUGGCAUCCCGUUCAAUUCACAUCUACGACUUGCGUGCUAUGGCGGAACCCCUCCAACGUCGCGAAUCUAGCUUGAAGUUUAUGACAAGGACAGUACGAUGUAUGCCGAAUGGUGAAGGUUAUGCUAGUAGUAGCAUUGAAGGAAGAGUUGCGGUUGAGUUUUUCGAUCCGAGCAAGGAGAGUCAGAGUCGGAAGUAUGCGUUUAAAUGUCAUAGACAGCCUGAAGGUGAUGUCGAUGUCGUUUAUCCGGUCAAUGCGCUAGCUUUCCAUCCUACAUACGGUACAUUUGCCUCUGGAGGCGGAGACGGUGUAGUGGCAUUGUGGGACGGUGUAGCAAAGAGACGAUUAAAGCAGUACCCAGGAUACCCAGCAUCAAUCGCGGCAAUGGGAUUCUCAAAUAACGGAAAAUAUUUGGCUGUCGCGAGUUGCAAUGGGUUUGAAGAUGGGAAGGAAACAGUUCCGAGUCCAGAAAACAAGUUAUUUGUUAGAGAGAUGGGCGAAAAUGAGGCUAAGCCGAAGAACAUGGGAUAG
Molecule: messenger RNA, 1002 nt
Organism: Orbilia oligospora ATCC 24927
Lineage: Eukaryota; Fungi; Ascomycota; Orbiliomycetes; Orbiliales; Orbiliaceae
Exons: 4
Coding region: 1-1002 (333 amino acids)
Biological process (GO): mitotic spindle assembly checkpoint signaling
Cellular component (GO): bub1-bub3 complex; mitotic checkpoint complex; kinetochore
Molecular function (GO): ubiquitin binding
Source: RefSeq, a predicted model, not a curated record